Messenger RNA from Schistocerca gregaria, 4546 nucleotides. Its product is annotated as RAB11-binding protein RELCH homolog. The record is from RefSeq and is a predicted model, not a curated record. The coding region runs from base 190 to 3630 and encodes 1146 amino acids. Gene Ontology annotation, cellular component: trans-Golgi network; recycling endosome. Gene Ontology annotation, molecular function: protein binding. Gene Ontology annotation, biological process: intracellular cholesterol transport. NCBI's taxonomy places the organism in Eukaryota, Metazoa, Arthropoda, Insecta, Orthoptera, Acrididae. The transcript is spliced from 20 exons.
ACAGUUGCAUUGGUUGGCAGUCCAAAACAUACAGGUGAGAUGGUCGCAGAUCAUCUGUUUACCAUCCACGCGCGCUAUGCGUUGUGAAAUGGGUUCAAGUAAAUCAGUUUGUGUGUUUAUUUUAAGGUGUUUAUAAGUGUUUCUAAACAAUGACGUGAGGCAUCAUAGUGUUUGGCUGCUGUUUAGAACAUGGCAAAUAUAUGUGGCGAUGGUCUUGACCAGGAUAUGCAUAUGAACUGUGUUAAAGUAAACCCACACAAUAUAGAAAUCAGUUACAGUGAUAUAGCAGUGAAGCUGCUAAAGGACAAUUUAUUGUUGACUGCGUUAGAAUUGUAUACGGAACUUCUUGAGGCUGGACGGGAAGUUACGAAACUGAAGGAAUUUUUUUCGAACCCAGGAAACUUUGAACAGCAAGCUUACACAAAGCCUGACGUUGUAGAGAUACGCAGAUCAUCGAGUCAGGUAACUCUAGAUUCUCUGGAUAUAGGGCGUUAUUCAGAGGAUGGCGAAAGGGGUGUCGAUGAAAGAGUUGCAGUUCUGGAAUUUGAACUGCGAAAGGCCAAGGAGACAAUCAGUGCACUUAGAGCCAACUUGACGGUUGCUACAGAGUCUGAAGCAAACACGCCUGAGGGUUCGUCAGCGAACAGACAACUGCACAAUGAACCCAUUAAACCUCACGAGCAGAGAGCACUUAACUUCCUGUUGAAUGAAUAUUUGUUAACAUAUGGGUAUAAAUUGACAUCAAUUACAUUCUCUGACGAGAACGAAAAUCAGGAUUUUGAAGAUUGGGAUGAUGUAGGAUUGAAUAUUCCAAAACCAGCUGAACUGCUUCAGUUGUAUCGUGAGUUUAUGAGGCAGUCGGGCCAAAGGAAAGUGCUGUGCCAGAAUGUUGCCUGCCAAACUGAUGAACCUGACCUUGAGAAGGAAUCAAAACUACAAGACAUGGCAAUGGAAGUUGAACAACUUAAGGAGCAGUUAUCACUUAUGGACCAAGAAAAACAAGAGCUCCAAAGGCUGUGGACAAUAGACUCCAAAUUUGCAGCUGCAAAUGUAGAUGUUUCUAAUGUUACUACGCCAGGAUCUGAUCUGGCUGGAAUUCUAACUACCUCAACAUCCCAUAGUGGGACACCAGAGUGUUUUGAGAUCUUGGAUGUAGAAACUAAAGAUGACUGUAGUGCAUUGCAAGAUGAAGAUGAUGAGUUACCUAUCAGCCUUACCGACACCGAUGCUGAAUGGACUCGAGUUGGAAGCACUUGUGGUGCGGAACCUGCAGAAACCUCAAGCAGACUGCAAAAUGAGAUGGCUUCUUCCAGUGCUGAAGCUGAAUCAGAAACUAAAGUCCUUUUAGACACCAGUACUUCAAGGUCAUUACCACCUGCAUUUCGGAAGGAAGUGUUAGUGCGCUGUUUUGUGGAUACAUCAAAACAGCAUGAGAGCCUGCCAUUACUGGCAGAGAUACCGGAGAAAGACAAUUUAAGUGAUUAUUUACUUCCCGUGUUAGGACAGACAUUGCCACGUGUGAUACCAAACAUUAUUCUUAACAAACGUGAGGAAAUAAUACCUCUUAUAGUCAUGACAAUUCAGCUUCAUCCAGAGGCAGACAGUAGAGAUAAGUUGUUAAAUCUGUUGUUCAACCUGAAGAAGAAACCUAAUGAAGAAGAGAGGUUAACAAUUAUUGCAGGCAUGGUGGCAAUAGCACAGUGCUCAGGGCCAGCCCUUGUGGAGACAGAAGUGCUUCCUCAGUGUUGGGAGCAGCUGAGCCACAAACACAUUGAAAGGCGGCUUUUGGUUGUAGAAUCUUGUAGUGCACUGGCACCGUAUGUUUCUAGUUCCAUUCGUAACUCCUUAAUGCUUUCUAUGUUGCAACAAAUGCUGUUGGAGGAUAAAGAAGAAACAGUGAGAGAAAGUGUUGUACGAAGCUUAGCUCUGAUUAUAUUGCUUAUGGAUGAUAAAGAUAAAUAUUUUCAGUGUGAGGAGCUCUCAAUGACUGCAUUGGAUGAUCCAGCAGCAAGUGUGGUGGCUAGUACAACAAACAUCUUGUUUCCAGUCCUGGCACAGUGGUCACUGGACAUAGGACGACUACAUACACAUCUUCUCACCAGACUUCUUCAGCGGAUUCACAUCCAAGUGAAGAGCCCACCAAAUUCUCCAGGGACAGCAAUGCAAAAGAACGCAGAACAACGCCUUCUGUCCCCUGUAAUUGUUCUAAAGACUCUGGUGCCUUACAUUGUUAUGUCUGUAGUAGCAGUAAAACCAGUCUUAGAGACCUUAGAUACUCAGGCUGCGAGCUCAAUUCGGUCUCGUUCAUUUAGGGCAGGUCAUGCUUUAACCAACCCAACAACAUUUCUAGAUAGCAAGCAUGAAAUACCAAUGGUUUUGGGAGCAUUUGAUGCAUAUGUUGACCAAGAAUGGUAUGAAGAAUGGCCAGAACUAGAAUGGAUCUUUGCACAGAUGAUACCAGAAGUUUUAGAUAUUGUCCAAGGUAUGGAAACCAUGAGGGAUGAUAUUGUCGUUGGCUUUGUGAAGUUAUUUAGAGAUUUGUGCAAUGGAUUUGGCAGUUCUAUUAUAAGGCAGAAGGUUAAACCAUGCUUCAUUGAACGUGUACAGAAUAUAGAAGUAUCAUUAACCGAUAUUAGGAAUGGAAAUAUGUAUCCACCAUUAGCAAUUGUACCUGUUUAUAUUGUUGGAGUAUUAGCUCCUUUGAAGGAUGAAGAUCUGGCAAAAGUGCUGCAGCGGUUUGUAUGUGCCCUGCCAACAUGUGGAGCUCCCUUAACAUGUCUGGAAAUGAGUGUGCAUCUGCUAUGCGUGGGUGUCGGUGGAGAUGGGGGUCACUGCCGUGAUGAUGUUCUGGGAGCACUUUGGGAGGCAGUUGUACACCCUAGAGCUGCAGUAAGACGUGCAGCUGCUGCACUGUUUGCAUUAACUGUGCCAGCCAUUGGCGAGAAGCUGGUGGCUGCACGUGUAGUGCCAGCCCUUGUGACGCUGGGAAAUGACCAAGAUUUGGGAGUAAGGACUGCUACUAUUCCGGCUUGUGGAAAAGUUAUAACCAGUAUAGCAAUUAAGGAGAUCCAUGCCAAGGUAUAUCUCCAACUUCAGAGUAUAAUGGCAGAUGCAGGAACAAGAGAUAAUCACAGUUCACUGAUACAGCUUGUAAAAACAAUGGGUUCCAUUGUUACUGCAUGUGAACCAGCAUUUCGAGAUGAUGUAAUUUUGCCACAGUUAGCUGGAACCGCAGCUUUUGCUUCGCAACUGUCAAACGCAACUCGUCGUGUGGACUUGGCUAAGGCCCUAAUUGAAGCUUUUUCAUCUGCAGUGUCUUGCCCAUUGUCUAAACAGGCCAUAAGUACAGCUUUAUUACCAGGAUUGAGGUACUUGGAACCUAUCACUAAUACAGCCCUGUAUACGCAUCAUGAAACAGUUAUGGCAAUGAUACGAGGUGCAGAAUCACGUCUGGAUUCUCAAAGGCCCAUUGACAGGUCCAGUACCUUAAGCUUGGCAGUAGCAACUGCUAACAUGGGCCAAGGCAUGGAGGAUAUGAAAAAUCGUGUGUCAAAAAUAUUUCAGAAUAAACCUGCAACCAACCGAGCAGCUAAUAUACCCAACUUGCAAGGCAUUUUUCGUAAAAAGUGAAAGCUGUCGAGUGAAAAAUCUAUAAUGUGCCUUCAAUACUCUCAUAUAUUGCCAGAAAUGUAGGAGAGCAAUUUAAAUUUGCUCUUUAACAUGAUGUAGUAACUGAUUCUGUUUUGCAUAUCACUAACUUCCUUAGAUUUAACUCUCAUUAUAGCUCUCAAGAACAACCAAAUCCUGAGCUAUAAUGCAUCAUGAUGUAAAUUAUUUGUUGUGUGUCUUGGAGUGCAUUUGGAAAUAUUUUUGAUUCUUCUAUGAAAGAAGAAAGCACCUAAAACUAAGACUGAAGUAGAAUGUGUUGAGGUCAUACCACAGUUGAAAGAUAUUUUGACAAGUAAAUUGUGCAGUAAGUACGAACACGAAAAAGGUGAACUGUCACAUUAUAGUACAUCCAGUAAUACCAAAGUGAACACUUAUUUUCAAGUGUUUGGUUUUCAGAAUUAGUGAAGUGUGUGAGAUCACUGAGAAAUUGUCUGAUCAUUAGAUUGCUGUCAUAUUAUAUCAUUGGUUGAGGAACAACCGUUUUGCUGCUCUGUUCUAUUUCAAUCAACUGAUAUUUUGUACAUAAUGUUGACACACACAAACUGUGUAAACGAGUGGAAUAUGAUUCUGGAGAGAGUUUUAAUAAUAUAUACCCCUGCUGUGUGCAGACAAAUUUUUUGAUAGAAUCAGCAAACUAACUUCAACAUACUUAUAUUUUAUUAAAAAUUCAUUUGUUGAACAGCUUUUGUGUAAAAGAUGUGACACUUGACACAAAAUAAAUGUUAAAGUAUUGUUAUUCCAUCCAUUAUCAAAUAAAUCACAUAAUAUAUCUGCCACACCAAUGCUUAAAGUGUUAGUGGCACUGUAUUUUAUAAGAUUUAUACAGUAUUGUUACAUUCAUAAACAUUCACAGAAGUAGAAAAAUUAUAAAUAAAUA